Molecule: messenger RNA, 1122 nt
Organism: Hibiscus syriacus
Lineage: Eukaryota; Viridiplantae; Streptophyta; Magnoliopsida; Malvales; Malvaceae
Exons: 3
Coding region: 87-905 (272 amino acids)
Source: RefSeq, a predicted model, not a curated record
UUCCCGGCGAUUAUCAAAGGGAAUUUAAACAAAAAAGAUCCAUCUUUUUCUGGGGUUUUCAAGUUUGAGCUCGCUCUAUCUUUUGGAUGCGAUCAAUGGUGUAUUCUAAUCAGAGAGACAGGGCGAUGGAACCCGAGAGAUCGAAGCCUCUGCAUAAUUUCAACCUACCUUCUUUCAAGUGGACCAAUCAAACGCAUCUCAAGCUAGACGAUGAUGCUUCCACUCCCGUUGACUCAUUGCGUCGUCCUCGUCGUCAUGUGAUACGUGCACGCCGGUCAUCCCUCGGGAGUUCGAUAGUGGGUGGUGGAAUGCGACGGCCGGAACCGGAGUCGUGUCCGAAGAAACACGAUAGUGGAAGGGGGGCGCAAUUGAAGAUAUCAACGGGAGAGGCGGCGGAGGGUAUCGGGGCAGUUAGAGAGGAGAUCAUGAAGGAUCUGAAAACGGCGGCGGAUGAUAUUAUGGGUGCGGCUUUUAGAGAUGAAGUGCCCGUUGACGAGGAGUUUAAGGAGACUAAACGGAAAGGAAAAGAGAUAGAGAAGGAAGAAUUGCCGACGGCAGAGGUGGAGGAGACGAGGCCGUGGAAUCUCCGAAAAAGGCGUGCCGCGUGGCAGACUACGAUUGUCGGGAAAGGAACUAACAACAUUUAUAGUUCUCCGUUGGCGACUUCUUCGACGGCUGCAGCCGAUGAGAAAAGACCACGACCGAAAUUCUCGGUCUCUCUUUCAAAGAAAGAGAUCGAGCAGGACUUCAUGGCGAUAACUGGGCGUCGCCCUCCGGGUAGGCCGAAGAAACGGGCACGCCACGUUCAGAAGCAAUUGGAUUCUUUGUUUCCCGGAAUGUGGUUAUCGGAGGUAUCGGAGGAUUCCUACAAGGUCCCGGAGAACGGUGAAAACGGCAAGAGAUAAUUACGGAGCUGCAACAAGCGGGAAGGAGAAGUUUCAGACCUUUAUGAACUGGGAAUUUCUUUCAUUUUUAAUCAAAGAACUGGGAGUUUCUUUCAUUUUUUUAUCAAAGAAGUGGUAAUUUCAGUAAAAGGAAGCUUUAGUUUUAGUUUUAUUAUGAUCUUCAUUCUUCAUCUUCUUCUUCUUCUUCAAUCUCAAGUGAAUGAACUUGCAAGUAAAG